AUGAUACAACAAGAGAUCCCAAAUGCCUUCUUAUUGCUAAUUAAGGAGCUAAGAAAAGGUCGUGCAUUUGAUGGAUGGUCGGAGGGUAUUUUGGACUUUGCACCAACUUACAAAUACGAGCAAAAUUCAGAGAGAUAUUAUGGGGAGGAUCCGAAAGUUGGGAUGAGAACUCCGGCAUGGUGUGACAGAAUCCUUUCAUAUGGGAAAGGAAUCAGGCAGAUGAGUUACAGAAGAACUGAAUUUAUGCUCUCUGAUCAUAGGCCUGUGUUUGCAUGUUAUAUGAUAGAGGUGGAAGUUUUCUCUCCAAGGAGAUUACAAAAAGCGCUUACUUUCACUGAUGCCGAGAUUGAGAAUGAUGGAAUUGUGGCCGGAAUGGGAAUUGAUCGUGGAAUCAACCACUUAAGAUUAAAAGAAGUUAGUCAUCUAAGGGCAUGUUUGGUUCGUGGAUUCUGA
This is a messenger RNA of Lactuca virosa, 453 nucleotides long. The record is from the annotation of a GenBank genome assembly. NCBI's taxonomy places the organism in Eukaryota, Viridiplantae, Streptophyta, Magnoliopsida, Asterales, Asteraceae.